Bipolaris maydis ATCC 48331 is the source of this 1680-nucleotide messenger RNA. The record is from RefSeq and is a predicted model, not a curated record. Lineage: Eukaryota; Fungi; Ascomycota; Dothideomycetes; Pleosporales; Pleosporaceae.
AUGGGAGACUACAAGGCAGCGAGCGCGACGGGCCCGAGCGUUGUUAUCGUCGGUGCGGGAGCUGGCGGCGUAGCCCUCGCCGCGCGUCUGGCCGCUGCAGGCUGCAAAGUGACGGUUGUAGAAAAGAAUGAGUUUUCCGGUGGACGCUGCAGUUUGAUUCACCGUCGAGGAUAUAGAUUCGACCAAGGCCCGAGCUUAUUACUUCUGCCUCGCUUUUUCCACGAGACGUUUGAGGAUCUGGGGACUUCGCUUGAGGGAGAAGGGGUCAAGCUGGUCAAAUGCGAUCCUAACUACAAGGUGCAUUUUCAUGAUGAUACGGCGUUUACGCUGUCGACGGAUAUUUCCGUCAUGAAAGAGGAGAUUGAGCGGUUUGAAGGCACGGCGGGGUUUGAGCGCUAUCUAUCGUUUCUGCAGGAGAGCCAUCGCCACUACGAGGUUUCAGUUAUUUAUGUGUUGCGGAGAAACUUUUACUCGCUGCUGAGUAUGGCGCGCUUGGACUUUUUGCUGCAUCUGAUUGAACUGCAUCCGUUUGAGAGUAUUUGGUACCGGGCGAGCAAGUACUUUUGGACCGAGAGGCUGAGGAGAGUGUUUACGUUUGCGAGUAUGUAUAUGGGUAUGAGUCCAUUUGAUGCACCCGGAACGUACAGUUUGUUGCAAUACACCGAGCUAGCAGAGGGUAUCUGGUAUCCAAUUGGUGGUUUCCACAAGGUGAUUGAGAAACUUGUGGAUGUAGGCCAACGCCUAGGCGUCGAAUACAUGUUCGACAGUCCCAUCAGCAAGAUUACACUAUCAGAAGACGGAAAACGCGCAACAGGCAUCGAAUUCGAAGACAAAAGCAAAGCACCCCUAACCGCAGACAUAGUCGUCUGCAACGCCGACCUAACCUACGCAUACAACAACCUCCUCCCCGCAUCCUCCAUGUCGCGCUCUCUCCUCAAACGCGAAGCCUCGUGCUCCAGCAUAUCCUUCUACUGGGCACUAGACCGCCAAUUCCCCGAACUCAGCGCGCACAACAUCUUCCUCGCCGAGGAAUAUCGCGACACCGCGCCCCCCGGCUGCGACUCCAUCGUCGUCCUCGUCCCUGUCGGCCACCUGCAGGACUCGAGCACAAACGCGCACAAAGGCUCCAAGCACACCGCGGGGCUAACACAAGACUGGGACUCAAUGGUCGCCUCGGCCCGCGACACCAUCCUCCGCACCAUGGAAGCCCGGCUCAAAAUCAACCUCGCACCCCACAUCGUCGACGAAGUCAUCAACACGCCGCCCACCUGGAAAUCCCGCUUCAACCUCGACCGCGGCGCCAUCCUCGGCCUCAGCCACUCCUUCUUCAACGUCCUCAGUUUCCGCCCCAAAACAAAACACGCUUCCAUCGACAACCUCUACUUCGUCGGCGCCAGCACCCAUCCCGGCACCGGUGUCCCCAUUGUCCUUGCAGGCGCUAAAAUCGUAACUGAACAGAUUCUAACCGCCUUGGGCCAGCAACAUAGGAUUCCCUGGGCCAAGGCCAAGACUGAUCGUAGGGUCGGGUCGAAUAGUCCGCUGGAUCGCGUGCAGCAUGGCCCGUAUUUGAGUUGGUUGGUCUGGAUCUUGAUUAGUGUUUUUAUGACGGUUGUAGCCAUGGGUGGGCUGGGGACGGUGAGGUAUCAGAGUGGGGAGGCGGGGUUGAAGGGGGAUUGGUAA